This is a messenger RNA of Aspergillus melleus, 2151 nucleotides long. RefSeq names its product pseudouridine synthase PUS2 (gene PUS1). The record is from RefSeq and is a predicted model, not a curated record. The transcript is spliced from 4 exons. Gene Ontology annotation, molecular function: RNA binding; pseudouridine synthase activity. Gene Ontology annotation, biological process: tRNA pseudouridine synthesis; mRNA pseudouridine synthesis. Bases 223 to 1971 code for a protein of 582 amino acids. Lineage: Eukaryota; Fungi; Ascomycota; Eurotiomycetes; Eurotiales; Aspergillaceae. Gene Ontology annotation, cellular component: nucleus.
CGAAAAAAAGAGGAGAAGAAAAGAAAAAAAAAAUCCCCAAAAGUGGAGAGCGACUAUGCCCCCGUCCGUCUUCUUGCGUCAAUAUUCGGCCGGUAUUCACAGCUCUUGCAAGCACAGAAUCUUUGCAGGGCAAAAUUGUCGCCGCCCAUCUAUCCUUGCUGCGCAUUUGCAACGACAUAUCCCGUCCUGUCGUCAAUAUUGGCAACGAGGCCCACGGUCGCCAUGGACAAUAACGAAGGAAGAGCUGGAGGAUCCGGAGAAGCUGAUCGAAAGCCUAAGAAGAGGAAUAUGGGAAGGGCAGAGUGGAGCCGGCAAACAAUAGACAAGAGAGCGCGAAACGAACAGCAGGUCGAGGCUAAACGACGGAAAAUCGAGAAUGGCGAGGACGUUAAAACCCCGGUUUAUGCCACCCAUUUCUCCCAGGAAGACAUCGACAAUGAGCAACGUCGCCCGAAAAAGAAGGUUGCCGUGCUAUUGGGGUACUCCGGAACAGGCUACAAGGGCAUGCAAUUGAGCGAUACCGAGAAAACCAUCGAAGGAGAGCUUUUCGCCGCCUUUGUGGCUGCCGGGGCCAUCUCUAAAGCGAACGCCGCGGACCCGAAGAAAUCGUCAUUGGUUCGAUGCGCGCGCACAGACAAGGGCGUCCAUGCUGCCGGUAACAUCGUCUCGCUGAAGAUGAUUCUGGAGGGUCCGGCUACGGUUCAAAAAAUCAACGAGCAGCUCAGCUCGCAGAUUCGCAUCUGGGACAUUCUAGUUGCGAACAAAUCGUUCAGCAGUUACCAAAUGUGCGACUCCCGAAUUUACGAAUAUCUCAUCCCGUCCUAUUGCUUCCUGCCGCCACAUCCCAGUACCUACCUCGGAAAGAAAGUAUCGGAAAUCGCCGAGAAAUACGGAGAUUUGGAGGGAUUGGCCACUCGCCAGGCGGAAGUGGCAGACUACUGGGCUGAGACCGAUGAGAAGCACGUUCGACCUAUUCUCGAAAAGGUCAACGAGGACAUUCGUAAACUCGUGCAAAAGGCGCUGUAUUUUGACGAAGAAAAAUCUGCUGAGGCCCAGUCAGUUGAUAAGGAUGCUACGCAGUCGACUGGGACACCUGAGAAUGGCACCAACCCCGAGAUGUCUACAGCAACAGAAAACCCAGACGAGCAGGGCCAAAAUAUGGAACUUGAUGAGGCCCAGGAAGCUCAGAGAAAAGAGAUCUAUGAGACCGUCAAGGCUGUCAAGGCAGCAUACAACACAGCCAAGCGGGCUUAUCGCAUUCCUGCCGCUCGUAUGGCCCGCAUACAAGAAACUUUAGACAAGUAUGUCGGCACAAGGAAUUUCUACAAUUACACCAUCCAAAAGAUGCACAGCGACCCCUCCGCCAAACGUCACAUUAAAUCAUUCAAGGUCGACCCCAAUCCUGUCAUAAUCAACGGCACCGAAUGGCUCAGCUUGAAGGUACACGGUCAAAGCUUCAUGAUGCAUCAAAUCCGCAAAAUGGUCGCCAUGGUCGCCUUGAUUGUACGAUGCGGCUGUGACCCUCAGCGCAUCGUGGAUAGCUAUGGCCCCACGAAGAUCGCGAUUCCCAAAGCUCCUGGUCUGGGUCUUCUACUAGAACGUCCGGUCUUUGAUGUGUAUAACAAAAAGGCUAGUGAAACAAACAAACAGCACAUCAACUUCGACAACUAUGCCAAGGAAAUUGGCGAGUUCAAGCAGCGCGAGAUUUAUGACCGAAUCUUCCGUGAGGAGGAAGAGUCUAAUGCCUUCUCGUCUUUCUUCAACCAUGUCGAUCACUUUCCUCAGGAAGAAUUCCUCUACAUCACAUCCGGUGGCAUUACAGCCGCGAAGCCUAUACAGCAGGGCUCAGCUGAAGUUCGCAAAGAGGACGAUCAAGCAGGUCGCAAAUCCCAGCGGGAAGCUUUGGCUAUAGUCGAGGCGGAUUCUGAUAAUGAGGCCAACAUUCCGGACGGUGGUGAGGAGGGAGGUUAACCUUCCGUCCCGAGUUUGUAUAUAGAGAAUCGAUCUACUCGCGUGUCCGCGAAGCCGGGCUGGACAUCUCUCUAUGGGGUCUAUCUAUCAAAUUUAUGCCUCCAUAACGGCCAGUAGAAUCGAUGAGAUACACAUGAGCGAAGUUUGCGUAUUAGACAACAUGAAGGUAUAGUUGUAAAC